This is a messenger RNA of Anopheles bellator, 1528 nucleotides long. RefSeq names its product zinc finger protein 135-like. The record is from RefSeq and is a predicted model, not a curated record. Bases 14 to 1450 code for a protein of 478 amino acids. The transcript is spliced from 2 exons. Lineage: Eukaryota; Metazoa; Arthropoda; Insecta; Diptera; Culicidae.
AAGCAUUUGUCGAAUGUGCCUGUCCACUGAUUGUGCUUUGGAGCUCGUGGCAAACAAUGAUUCCGGCGAAUACCUAUUUCAAAAAAUCUUCAGGUUUUCCAGCGUUCAGAUGAUACCAUUAGCACAAUUUCCAACGUAUUUGUGUACGAAAUGCAAAGCGCAUAUUCAUAAUGUGUAUAUGUUCCGCGAUAAAUUCUGCAAAAACUUUAGAAUGGUCAAUCGAUUCGAACUGGACUCAACAAAUUUGAACGAAUCUAAACUAGUUCUAGAUCACUCCGAGCGCGGUGUCGAGUCGGUGUCGGUGAAAACUGAGGAUGUAACAGUAGACCCGGAGAAUGGUUCUGACGCGCAAACACUGCAUUCUGAUUCAAAGCAGAAAAGUACAACAUACGAUUAUAGUAAACAUGACGAUUUAUUCGAGGCAGAAGAACAAUCGUUGGAAGCUCUUUUGAAAAGUGAACCUGCUGAGGACCAAGAACAGCAAAUUGAUUCAUCGGCAGUAGAUCAGGGAAGUUUGCAUGGCAUCCCAAACGCAGAACCACUGAAUUUAAACUGUUACAUUGAAGAAGAACCGCUCGUGACAUAUUCAAACAGCGAAACGGAGUCCAAAUUCAGUGAAACAAAUUCGAUCGUUCAAGGAAAAUCAGGAUCUAACGAUGCUCAAUGUGCCUCUGCGGGUGAGCAACAAAAACCAUUACCAUCGAGUUCUCAAAAGUCGACCAAGCAAGAUACAAAUGUUAGUAGUAAUGUGCAUAACAAACCAAGACACCUGUGCCCCUAUUGUCCCUCUGAAUUCGUAAAAUUCGCCUAUCUACGGGAUCAUAUUCGCAAACAUACAGGCGAAAAGCCAUUUAAGUGUAAUGUCUGCAACAAAGCGUACCACGCGAAAAAAUUUCUGAAGCAACAUUCUAGGAUUCACAAUACGGACCAACAUUAUCAGUGUCCUCAUUGUGCAGUUAAGUUAGUGGAUUUAUACAAACUAAACAAUCAUAUUCGCACUCACACAGGCGAAAAGCCUUUUAAGUGUGAUGUCUGUAACAAAGCGUUCCAUUCUCCACAAAUUCUGUCGAAACAUUCUAAGAUACAUAAUACGGACUGCCAUCAUCAGUGUCCUCACUGUCCUGUUAAGUUCGUUGAUUUAUGCAAACUAAAGGAGCACAUUCGUACCCACACAGGGGAAAAACCUUUUAAGUGUGAAGUUUGUAACAAGGCGUUCCACGCGUCAAAAAUUCUGGAAGCUCAUUCUAAACUUCAUAAUACGGACCUACAUCAUCAGUGUCCUCACUGUCCAGUUAAACUCGUUAAUUUGUACAAACUAAAAGUGCAUAUUCGCACUCACACAGGCGAAAAGCCUUUUAAGUGUGAUGUCUGCAACAAAGCGUUCCACGCGGCACAAUUUCUGGCAGCUCAUUCUAAAAUUCACAAUAAGAGCCAAGUUAACCCUCGCUGAUAGAGCAGUCGGUAACGCUCGUCACUGUCAGGCAGCUGGCCUGAGUUCGAAUCCUGAGACCUGUUGUCACGCAGCCGG